CUCUGUCUCUGUCUUUUCCUUCUCUCUGUCUUUGAGCUUCUCUCCCCUUUUCGCUCUCUCUGAUGUGCAGUCUCUCCAGCUCGCCUGGGACUCUCGCCUCUCUCCACCUACUGUGCACAUCCGCUAUGCACAGCUCUCUCCCCCCUCUCUCUCUCCCUCUCUCUCUCUCUCUCUCUCUCUCUGUUUUCCCUCUGUGUGCUCUCCCUCUCCUCUCAGUGUCUUUCUGGGUCUGCGUUACACCGUCUCCUCCCCGGCUGUGACUCUCGCCAUCCCUGCUUCUCUCGCCUGCUUCCCCUGCUCUCUCUCUCUCCUUCUCUCACUUCCUCUCUCUCUCUCUCUCUCACUCUCGCUCUCUCUCUCUCCAGGCUGCGCCUCAUUGGUGUGUCCUGAUUCCCUUUUUUUCCAUUAGGCUCCAGGCCCAUUGGUCGCCUGCCUCCCAACCAUUAUCUCCACUCCUCCACCCCUCUGUCAUCCUUUCUCCCUUCGCUCUCCCUCCUCCUCCCCUCAUUCUCAGUCAUCUCUCGCAAGUCGUAAAAAUGAUUUGCAUGCAGGAGGAGAGCAGAACUUUGCAGUGAGCACAGUAAGUGAAUCGAGGGGAGAGAAAGGAAAAAGGCUGGAAAGGGGGACGCGUUGUUCGGGAGAGGAGGAGGAAAAGUUUAAAAAGAGAAGACUGCAGUUGAAAAUGAGUGUGGAGGAGAUGUGGUGAGCCGUUUCCGUCCAGCUGAACUUCACUCGGUCAAAGUGGCAGCAGAGGUCUGGACCAAAGAGCUGUCUCAACCCCAAACCAUUUCAGAUGGAGCUGGAUGCAGACGAUAAGCGCCAUCGAACACGCUCCAAAGCAUUGAAUCUUCACUGCAGAUAAACCAGUGCCUGUGGAUCCGGCGUUAACAGAGCUUUUCAGUGGUGGAUCUUGGAUUUCUCUAAAUCAGGGGCCAUAAAGGGGCCUCAAACUACACAGAGGGGCCAAUUAUACAUGUUAAUGGCUGCCCCCUGGCCAAGAAGAGAAAGAGUCUAGACAGACAGACCCUGGAAACGUCCCCCAAGAGGAGCACCUACCUAGAUGACAUGGACAACUCCACGAUGGAGGAAUGCUACGAGACAGACGGGACCGAGGAGAUGGACGACAGGGAGGAAGAGGAGGAGGAGGGAGCCGUAGAGGAGGAGGAGGGGGAAGUGGAGGAGGAGGAAGAGGAGGAGGUGGAGGGCUACAUGGACUACAACGUAGAGCAAAUGGAGCACGAAGAGGGGGAGGUGGACAGAGGCGAUGGGGAGGAGGAGGAGGAAGAAGAGGAGGUAGAGGUGGAGCAAGAAGAGGAGGAGGAGGAGGAGGAGGAGGGCGAUGAGGAACGGGUGGAGGAGGCGGAGGAGGAAGAGGAGGAGGAAGCGGUAGAGGAAGUGGACUAUGAAGAGGGAGAGUCGGAGGAAGGAGAGCAGAGUCAAGGGCAAGAGGACGAUCAGAUGAGCAGCAGCGAGGGGGGCGAGGGCGACAGCAGAGGUGGCGGUGGCGGUGGUGCUGGCAAUGCAAAAUCCGGCCAGAUGACGGAGAAGGACAACAACAACAAUGAAGAGUACGAAAACUACGACGAGCUCGUGGCAAAGUCCCUCCUGAACCUGGGCAAGAUUGCAGAAGACGCCGCCAACCGGGCCAUGACGGAGUCCGAGAUGAACAGCAACUCCUCCAACAGUGCAGAGGAAGAGGAGGAGGAAGAGGAGGAAGAGGAAGAGGACGAUGACGAUGAAGAAGAGGAGGAAGAGGAAGAGGAGGAAGAGGAGGAGGAAGAAGAGGGGGAGGGGGGUGAAACGCAGAGGGGUGAUCUAACUUUGGACAUUGACAGUGAUGUGGUUCGGGAGACAGUGGACUCCCUAAAACUGCUGGCACAAGGUCACGGUGCGGUGUUGUCUGACAAUUUAGAUGGACAGGAGUUUGAGGAUGGCGCUUUGACUGACUGUACCCAUAAUGGGGGAAAUGCACACAAUGGUGGACAACUUAAGACCUCCAGCAAUGGACAAAUUGAAAACAGCGAUGAGGAAGUGUGUUUAAGCAGCUUGGAGUGCCUACGGAAUCAAUGCUUUGACCUAGCUCGGAAACUAAGCGAAACAAAGUCCACCGACCGAAAUGGACCGUCCCAGCAAAAUCAUUUCUCGUGCGGGGAUCCCAAUCAGCAGCUCCAGCACCACGGCUAUGGGGAUUUCCACCAUGGCCCAGACGACAGGCGGAACUAUUCCGACAUGGACAAUCUCAUGAAGUUGGAGGAGCAGCUGAGCCCGCGCUCCAAAGCUUUCGCCAGUUGCGCACAGGACGACCGGUAUCACACCAACCACCGGGACUUCGAUGAGGACACCGCCUCAGUCACGUCAGACCGAUCGGAAGAGGUGUUUGACAUGACAAAGGGCAACCUGUCGCUACUGGAGAAGGCCAUUGCACUAGAGUCCGAACGCGCCAAGGCAAUGCGAGAUAAAAUGGCGGCUGAGGCUGCCAGGAGAGAUGGGGUGAGGUAUAACCAUGACGAUCAUGGCCCACGGCAUGGCUAUGGUGUUGAGCGUAAAGCCCGCCUUCAUGAUGGCAUGAAGAAGCCUUUUUAUCACAAAGAUGCUUCUCGUGCGGACAAGAAGGAAAGCCGCUGUCCGACGCCGGGCUGUGACGGCACCGGCCACGUGACUGGCCUGUACCCGCAUCAUCGGAGUCUAUCUGGCUGUCCGCACAAAGACAGGGUGCCGCCAGAAAGUAAGCAUUUUGUGGCAAUGUAUGAGAAUGUUCUUAAGUGUCCUACGCCUGGCUGCACGGGACGCGGCCAUGUCAAUAGCAACAGAAACUCCCAUCGAAGUCUGUCCGGAUGUCCCAUCGCUGCAGCCGAGAAGCUGGCCAAAGCCCAGGAGAAGCACCAGAGCUGUGACGGCCCCAAACCCAACCAGGCCUCCGACCGAGUCUUAAGGCCUAUGUGCUUUGUCAAACAACUGGACUAUCCACAGUAUGGUUACAAGAACAAUGUCUCCACCAGCACGCCCCGCUCCAACCUGGCCAAGGAGCUGGAGAAGUACUCCAAGACCAGCUUCGACUACAGCGCCUUCGACGGAAGCAGCAACCACCAGGUGUACGGGAAGCGGGCCAUCGCGCCCAAGGUGCACGGACAAAGGGACACCUCGCCGAAAGGAUACGACGCCAAACGCUACUGCAAAAACUCCAGUUCGGCCAGCAGCACCACCAGCACCUACGCUCCCAGCAGCAGCAGCAGCAGCCUGAGCUGUGGUGGCGGCGGCGGAGGGGGUGCGGGAGGCGGCGGGGGCAGCAGCGCCAGCAGCACGUGCAGCAAGAGCAGCUUUGACUACAGCCACGACAUGGAGGCCGCCCACAUGGCGGCCACGGCCAUCCUCAACCUGUCCACACGCUGCAGGGAGAUGCCCCACAGCAUGGGGGGGAAGCCACAGGACCUGUGCUCGCAGAGUCCCGGUCUAGACGUUGAUGAGAACGGUACGUUGGACCUGAGUAUGAGCAAGCGUCUGUGCGGCCGUGCUGGUGGAGGUGGUGCUGGAGGGGACUCUGUGCUCACCCCUCUAGAGCCGAUGUCCCCCCAGAGGCAAGCGGCCCUGCUGGGCUCCCGCUGCUACGGCAUGGGGGACGCCGCUGACUGCUGGGACCUGCCAGUAGACUACACCAAGAUCAAACACAUAGAUGAGGACGAGAAAGAGCCGGACGACCUGGACCCCUUCCACGACCUGCUGGACGACGGCUCCUACACCACCGACGUGAACAUGCCCAGCCCCAAGCCCAAGUACAUCCAGUGCAAGGAGAGUAAGAAGGACCUGAUAACUCUCUCAGGUUGCCCUUUAGCUGAUAAAAGCAUUCGAAGUAUGCUGGCCAACAACGCGCAAGAGCUCAAGUGCCCGACACCAGGGUGCGAUGGUUCGGGACAUAUCACUGGCAACUACGCCUCACACAGAAGUCUCUCAGGGUGUCCGCGGGCCAGGAAAAGUGGGAUAAAGAUCAUACACAGUAAAGAGAACAAGGAGGACCAGGAGCCUAUCAGGUGUCCAGUCCCAGGUUGUGAUGGUCAGGGACAUGUGACCGGGAAGUACGCGUCCCACAGAAGUGCGUCCGGAUGCCCCAUAGCAGCCAAGAGACAAAAGGACGGUUAUCUAAAUGGCAUCCAGUUCACGUGGAAGUCUGGCAAGACGGAGGGCAUGUCCUGCCCCACGCCGGGCUGCGACGGCUCGGGUCACGUCAGCGGCAGCUUCCUGACGCAUCGGAGUCUGUCGGGUUGUCCGCGUGCCACCUCCGCCAUGAGGAAAGCCAGGCUCUCCGGAGUGGAAAUGCUCACAAUAAAGCAGCAACGCGCCAGCAACGGGCUGGAGAACGAGGAGGAGAUCAAACAGCUGGACGAGGAAAUCAAAGACUUAAGUGAAUCCAAUUCGCAGGUGGAGGCGGACAUGAUCAAACUGAGAACGCAGAUCACGACAAUGGAGUCCAACCUGAAGUCCGUAGAGGAGGAAAACAAGAAACCACUGGCACACAAAGAGCCUCCACUACGGAAUAACAGCUGCUUACAGAUGCACCAGCAAGAGCAAAUCAGCGAUCAGAACUUUGAUGCCUAUGUGACCACUCUAACGGAUAUGUACACAAAUCAAGAGCAGUAUCAGAGCCAGGAAAACAAAACCCUGUUGGAAAACAUCAAGCAAGCCGUGCAAGGGAUCCAAGUGUAACCACUUCUUUAAGUGAAGGGACAUUUUUUUUUGUUCCCCCCCGGCAGGUCUGGACGGUGCAUCAAAUCCACACACAAACAGGCAGUGGCGGUUUCAGCUCCUCGUUGCGGUGCAGUGACUUAUAUAGUGUUAUAUAUUCUGAAUUCUCUCAAAAAAGAGGUGUUAUGCUUAGGAAGACCUCAAGAUCAUUACUUUUCCGUCUUUCUUUUCCUUUUUGGGUCUUGCUUUGAGGAAGAACAUUAAAAGAGACAAACCGCAGAAUAGUUUUUGAGGACAUUCACAUUUUGUACGUUUUCAUAUGAGCUGACAUAGUGUCAUGUAAUGUUUCUAGCUGCUCAUGUAUGCACAUUUUUAGUGUAUAUUUCUGAACAGUACAAGCUAAUGAUUACGGAACGAGAGUUCUUUUUAUCGUUUGACGACAAAAGCAUUUUAGAUGAAAAAACGGACAGUGAAAUAAAAACGAAAAAACUACGAGCCAGGAGGAAGCUAGUUAUUUUUCUGCUCACGGGUGGAUUUUGGACUGGAUGAUUUUAGAUGUUUUGUUCUUCUUCUCCUCCUCCUCCUCCUCCUCUUCUUCAUCUUGCGUGUAGAUUGUUCAAGAGCAAGAACUGGUUUGCGAAUUGCUUUAUUUUCUGACAAUGCUUGAGAAACGUUUGUGUUUUGUUUUGAUGAAGAACAACAAAAAAGGAUGUGUAGCUGUAGGUGGGGGCAUUUUCAAUUGGUGCUGUAAAGGAAACUGACCUGAUGUUUGUAUGAAUGUAUGUAUGAACAGUUAUAUUGUAAACAUCAUUACACGGAAACCCGAUGGUGGAAUUCCCAUUAAUCUAGGAGAGAAAAUUCCUAGAGGAACACAUCUGUGCGGUGCAUGCAUGUUCACAUGCUCAUCCUUAUUAACUAAUCUCAAAUAGAAAAAUGAUGUGUAAAGACAAUGACCACAUUCGAGCCUUUCUAGUAUCAAAUCUGCUCAAUCUCGAGACCUGUCGUUGCUAGGAUCCAGAAACGUCUCAGCAAUAUAAUAAUUAAAUAAUUUGUUUAUCGUAGGUACAGGAUGCAAUCUGCAAAGGAAAGAAAAAAAAAGGUUGGGUAUAUGCAAUUUCUUGUUUAUAAGCAUAGCGGGGUAACGUGAAUCUUUUUAAUAUAACCUAUGUAAAAUAUUGAUUUUUAUACAAAUCUUUUAAUACAAAAGUCUUUUUAAAAAAGAGGAAGGAACCUGGACAUUGAGAUUUAGAUGGGAAAGUAUAUGAGUUCCACUUUUUGUCUGUACGAUUUUGCACAGGGACACCUUCGUUUCCAUGUUUUGAUGUUCUUACAGGAACUAAAAAGCAGUACCCGAGCACCUAAAAAAAAGGAGGGUUUCAGAGGGUUUUUGUAAAGAGUAUUUAUAGAGUAUGACAGCGGGACUUACAGGGUCACUGUCCCCACUUAUGUGCCAGUAGACUAUUUGCACUUGUCCUUGAAGAUAUUAUCCUUUGCGUACGGCGGCGUGCAAUUUUUUUCCAGGCGACCUCUUUGGCACACGAUUGGAGCAACCAACCGCUCGGAGCCACUGCGGGCGUGGAUUUAGUACCACUGAGAGAGGAGGAACAGGGACUUGAAAUCAGAGAAGCGGAUGAUUAUAACCAUAGCAGUUAUACUGUAGGCUAUUAUGUAAAAACAUUAACAAUGUUCUUUCAUUUUUGCUAUGUUUUAGGAAGAUGAAGUUAUCCCCCAGCAGCACUUUAUAUCUAAUCACUGUACAAAGGAUUAAAUAGUCAAUCAAUUCAAGGUUUUUAAAAAAAAGUGGAAGAAAACGUAGGUCUGGUGAAAUGAGACCUUCGAGGGGUGAUCCAGUCGCAGGCUGCGUGCACACCCCUCCGUUCUGUUGUUCUAGUUGUUAGCGAUCAUGUUCAGAAUUUGCCUUUUUGAGAGCUAAUGCAAAAGGUGCUUGUCGUUCACCUGAUUGAAUCUCAUCUAUUGUACUUUACUGUCCUCUUUCAGGACUCUACUACCCAUCAUCCAUGACUGCAUACGCCUUUUCUCCACAGCAUCGUGUCUGCAGCUUUUUGCCAAUAUAGUAAUGCUUCAGUAGAGUAAUAGCUAGUACCAGUUUUUGAAUUACUUCUCAUUAUCAGUGAAAAUGGAAAAAGGGGUUUUAAAGCACAAACUGGCUGCUCAUCUGAUGUUGGUACAUAAAUAACAAAUCUGAAAAAGAGUUAUCUGUGACUAUCUAUAGGGAACACAAAAACGGUCGUCAAGUAUUUAGAAUGCUGACUUUUCAUAUAAAUUAUUGUGACUCCAUCAGAGUUUAUUAUUUUCUUUGAGCCGAUUCAUUUUGAGGUUGAUUUGAGUGACCAUUAACAAAGACAGGAUUUUGUAUAAACUAUUGUGCUCUCUGUGGAACUGAAGUUUGAUUUAUUUUUGUACUACACAGCAUGGAUUUGUUGACAUUUUAAUUUUGCUAUAAAUGUGUGAGAUCACAAGUUGCUGUGAUAUUUAAUUUAUAAAUUGUGAACUUUGUACAAUUUUUGUCAUGCUGGAUGUUGACACAUCUUACUCUGAAUAAAGAAAAAAAAUGUGUUGCCAGAGGCCUGUAAAAUAA
Hippoglossus stenolepis (Pacific halibut) is the source of this 7276-nucleotide messenger RNA. RefSeq names its product myelin transcription factor 1-like, b (gene myt1lb). Gene Ontology annotation, cellular component: nucleus. The coding region runs from base 1066 to 4698 and encodes 1210 amino acids. The record is from RefSeq and is a predicted model, not a curated record. Gene Ontology annotation, biological process: regulation of transcription by RNA polymerase II. NCBI's taxonomy places the organism in Eukaryota, Metazoa, Chordata, Actinopteri, Pleuronectiformes, Pleuronectidae. The transcript is spliced from 24 exons. Gene Ontology annotation, molecular function: RNA polymerase II cis-regulatory region sequence-specific DNA binding; zinc ion binding; DNA-binding transcription factor activity, RNA polymerase II-specific.